Corvus hawaiiensis (hawaiian crow) is the source of this 1706-nucleotide messenger RNA. Its product is annotated as basic phospholipase A2 sphenotoxin subunit B-like. The transcript has 9 exons. Gene Ontology annotation, molecular function: calcium ion binding; phospholipid binding. Gene Ontology annotation, biological process: arachidonate secretion; lipid catabolic process; phospholipid metabolic process. NCBI's taxonomy places the organism in Eukaryota, Metazoa, Chordata, Aves, Passeriformes, Corvidae. The coding region runs from base 116 to 532 and encodes 138 amino acids. The record is from RefSeq and is a predicted model, not a curated record.
AGCGAGAUUUGGGUCAAAGGAGCCCCAGGCAGAUGGGAGCAAACUAUAUAAAGCAAUCCCACUUGGUUGCAGGGCACUGCAAGCCAGCAGGGCUUUCCCAAGAGCUGUCAGAAGAAUGAACUCUCUCCUUGGCCUCGCUGCGCUGUUUGCUUGGGGCUUGUCCCCAGCCCACGGGAGCCUCUUGCAGCUGCACCAGAUGAUCUCGGAGGCGACAGGGAAAAACGCUCUUCUGCAUUACGGCUUCUACGGCUGCUACUGCGGCCUGGGGGGCAAGGGGCACCCCAAGGAUGCCACAGACAGAUGCUGCCAGCUGCACGAUACUUGCUACCAAAACCUCCUGAACUACCACUGCCAUGCCAAGACACGGCUCUACCGCUACAGCUGGCACCAUGACAGGCUCUCCUGCAGAAAGGGCUCCCGGUGCUCCUACUUGUCCUGUGAAUGCGACCGCAGCCUGGCGCUGUGCCUGAGGAGAAACGUCAGGAGCUACAGGAAACUCUACCAGUUCUACCCCAACAAGCUGUGCUGGUGAUGGGAGCUGGGAUGCGGGGCCGGAGCAUGCGCGGGUCCGCGCUGGGAUCGCCCUUCAUCCCUGCCUGUGUUGACCACACCAGAGCUGCUGUAAAUUAAAUCAACGCGGAAAUAAACAAUGUUCUUGUUCAACGUCCUCGCUCCUCUGAGAGCUGCUGCUGGGCAGGGAGAGAAAUCCCCGUAAAUAAUCAACAUCUUCCCAAAACUUUCCAAGAACUCCGUCUCGGCCCCUGCGUCACUCGAGGCUGCAGCCCACGGGGAGAGGGGGCUGGCCGGGGGGGAAGGGGCGUAGCAUUCCGUGGGUUUGGGACAGACGAGUCAUUUUGGAGCUUCCAGUCGGAGCUCGCGGGCUGGACACGGAGGGCCAGCUCUCCCCGGGAGGACAGACUGGCAGCGAGGAAGAUCCCUGGCCCAGGUGAGAGGAAGAUGAAGGUCCUGCUAGCACUGACAAUGCUGUUUGCCUGCAGUGUGUUCACAGCUCAUGGGAAGCACCCACGCACGUUCACACCGGGACUCGAGGGAAGCACCGUAGGAAACCUGACUGCCCACGGAUGCUACUCGGGAUGGGGCACCUCGAGGGCUUCAAUGGACCGGUGCUGCCUGCUCCGAGCCUGCUGCUAUGCCAGGCUGGCAGCGCGGCGGUGCCGCGUGGGACCCGUGCAGCCGCCCCUCGCUGCGGCCCGGGCGGGGCUCCCCACCUGCAGGUCGGGGACGUGGUGCCAGCGCGGCGCCUGCAGGUGCGAGCGGGCGGCGUGGCUGUGCCGGGCUCGGCUCCGCCGGGCUCAGCUCCGCCGCCGCGCCAGGUGCCGGGGCCGGGCCGGGCGCUGCUGAAGCAAAACCUCCCUUCGCAAAGCCGCCUCCGGGCUGAGCCGCGAAGGGACGGCGCCGGCAGCGCUUCCCAGCCCUGGCGAGCCUCCUCCUCGGGCCUUCUUGGCUUCGAGGCGAGGACAACAACCCUCCGGUGAAGCCGCGUCACGGGAUCCGAGGAGGGGGAGCAGCGCUGACGUGGUGUCCCAGCACAGCAAAACAAGGGAGGGGCGGACACCUGCCCCUCGUCCCGGUGAGGGGCGAGAUGGGAAGCGUCUCCCCUCGGCUGCCUGUCCGCUCCCUCCGCUUCCUGCUUCACAGCAAAUUCCCUCCUGUUGCUCCGAAAUAAAACCAGAGAGCCCAAAGCA